Messenger RNA from Exserohilum turcica Et28A, 1545 nucleotides. RefSeq lists its product as uncharacterized. The record is from RefSeq and is a predicted model, not a curated record. NCBI's taxonomy places the organism in Eukaryota, Fungi, Ascomycota, Dothideomycetes, Pleosporales, Pleosporaceae. Gene Ontology annotation, biological process: tRNA methylation. Gene Ontology annotation, cellular component: nucleus; tRNA (m1A) methyltransferase complex. The coding region runs from base 1 to 1545 and encodes 514 amino acids. The transcript has a single exon.
AUGGCGCCUUCUCGCUCGCCGUUCCUCGAUCCAGGAGCGCACGCGACGGCCGAUAAUCUGGGUAUCUUGCAAUUGCGCCGCGACCACCUCAUUCCAGCAGUCCUCAAGCCCCACGCCGAUUCCGACUACGCAGAGGGCAAAGUUGAGAACACGCGCUUUGGUUCUUUUCCCCACAGCACGCUUGUUGGCCAGCCCUGGGGCACACAGAUCCUAGCGUCGGUCGUCGACACUGGGUCGCGAGGCAAGUCGAAGAAGAGAAAAAGAGACGGAAAAGAUGAGAGCGACGACACGCCCGCUGCUGAGCCCGAGGUGGUGAAGAAGGAUAUUGUAAAGGCUGCCGCCGCGAGCAGUGGGUUUGCGCACCUCAUACCGCCCACGCCAGAGGUGUGGACGCUGUCUUUACCGCACCGCACACAGGUUGUCUAUACGCCCGACUACAGCUACAUUCUCCAGAGGCUGCGCGCAAGGCCAGGCGACCACAUUAUCGAGGCUGGUGCAGGGAGUGGAAGCUUUACACAUGCUGCGAUACGCUCAGUCUACAAUGGCUACCCGGGAGAGCGAGACUCUGUGCUCGACGCAAACGGCCAUGAGGACAACGCCGUAGGCAUGACCAAGAAGCGGAAGCGCAAGACGAGGACCGGCGGCGUGUACAGUUUCGAGUACCACGAACCACGCGCAAAGCAGCUUCAAGCCGAGAUCAAAGACCACGGCCUCGACCCUCUCGUCACUGUGACCCAUCGCGACGUCUACAACCACGGCUUUGGCCUGGACGAGUCAAACGGCCCAGACGCCGACUGCAUAUUCCUCGAUCUACCCGCCCCAUGGCACGCACUCAAGCACCUCACGCGCUCCCCGCCCUCGACUGCCGCCUUGAAAUCCGUCAAUACUGACCCUUCUACGCCUACCGAGAACGACGCUACUCCUGUUCCCACGGCUGCUACCUCAGAAACGCCUUCGAAGCCCUUUCGCUCCCCGCUCAACCCCCGCAAUGCAGUCCGCAUCUGUACCUUUAGCCCCUGCAUCGAACAAGUAACCAAGACGGUAUCUGCGCUGCGCACCCUCGGCUGGCUCGAAAUCGACAUGGUUGAGAUUAUUGCCAAGCGGCUCGACGUGCGCCGCGAGCGCGUCGGUCUGCAGGAGGAAGGCGUAAGAGGCGGGAAUGCGCAUCCAGCCAAUGUCCAGGAAGCCGUGCAGCGCCUACGCGACGUGGAAGGUCGUGCGGCAGUCUUCCACAGCAUGCAGCGCGAGAAGCAGGAGGAGGUCAUUCGCAAGGCUGAGGCGAGGAAGAGAGGCGAAGACGUGGAUGCAGACGAGGCGGGCCCCAAGAAGCAGAAAAAGAAGAUGGAGGGUGUGCCGCCGAGUAAACACGAUAGGCUGGCGCAGACGAAGAAGGACCUGGAGAGUAGAACCUUGUACAAGGAGGGGCGGCUGGUGCAUCGCACCGAGCCGGAGCUCAAGACACAUACGUCGUAUCUUGUCUUUGCAGUCCUGCCCAGGCAGUGGACCAAGGACGAUGAAGAAAAGGCCAGCAGGAAGUGGGGGUGA